GGCAGACUCGCCCUUCGCCAUACUCUACCAUACCACCGCCUUCCUCCUCCAUCUUCUGAAGUGAUCCUGCUACAGCCCUCAUCGUCUCACCCUCGGCCUCGGAGCAGGCGACGAAGCAGCGAUCCCUCCACAUAUCCUCGCCGUGAUGCUUCUGAGAUAACACGCACCAAUUCAGAGAAGCAUAUCGGCACCCUCUCCCUGCGCAGCCUGCGUCUGCUUGCCUCUGGAGAUCGCAGGCAUGGCACCCACACCGUCUUCCUCGUCUUCGCGGCCGCCCUCGCCGACUUCCACCAGUCGCUCCGGCCCUUCCACUCGGGAUAGAGAGGCCAGUACACGGCGUACUAUGGCACUCACUCCUGCGGAAACAUCCACUUCGGCAAAUCGUCGCAGGUCCUCCUCUAGGCACACUGACGGCAGCCGGCCCACCCUCACAUCGCGGCCUGUGAUCAUUUGGAUUCAUGAGCCUCCCAAUUUCAGCACUAGCGAAGUCGUCUUGAAUCCCGAAAUUGCAAAGCUGUUCGGUCCACUGGGCGAAAACGAAGUAUAUGAGGUCUCACAGCUGCCAGGCCCACGUCCCGAAGACUUCGACAAUGACCAUCGCCGUCGUAAGAAGAAAGGCGCUCCCCACGAUGGCUCCUUCGUCUUUCGCCCUAGUCAGAGCGGGCAUGAGUCCGAGUCAACAAGCAAGGCCAGCAACGUUCAGCUCAGCGUUUCCAAGAACAUUGCAACACGCUAUGGCUUCAACAAUCGCAGCGAGGUCAUCCUCUCCCGAGUUGCUCGCUCAUCUCGCACCAUCUCUCAUGUAGAGCUCUUCUUCCGAGACCAAUACGUCGGGAGAGCCGACAUGUGGCGAUUGACUGCAUCCCUCGAAGACACUUGUGUCUACUUCGGCCAAAAGGUGAACUUGGUAGGCAGUGUGAGGGCUACAGUUGGGUCGAUAUUCAUAGACCAGCGCAAAGUUUCUUCAGGCUACGUAGCUCCGGAAACCAAGACAAUCUUCCGUUCUGAGUCUGCGAAGUACCACCUCUUCAUACAACUUGGAAAGGAGAUGUGGGACUUUGACGAAGAUGGGGAGCUAUACUAUGAAAAGGCCGUGACUGGCUUCCUGCCAGAGCUGCUCCGGCGCUGGCGAAGCGCAGCUACCAAUCACGUCAUUAGCAUAACUCUCUUCGCUCGCGUAUGGUACGAUGAGAGCGAGCUACACAUGCUAGAUGAGGUCGGUCUACCUGUCCUCAAGGAGGAAGGCGCCGGUGGAAGGCAUUACAUCGACUACUACAAGGUACUCGUCGACCUCGAGUCAAGCUCGAAUUGGAGCGAGGUGUCGCUGAUGCUAAAGGAAGAGCACUGGCGCUUCGAGCACGACAUCUUGCUGAUCCGCAGACCAGUCGCGGGUCCGGCAGGAGCACCUUGGCAAGAGGAACAGCAUGCAGAUCUUCUGCGUCGAGAUCGUGCACUGUUAGCUGGGCGCGUCGCAGCGUCUCACGAAGGAAACAUCCUCGAGGCCAUCAAUCUGGCUCUGAAUCCCUUCGACAAGCACUACAUUGAUCGAGACCUGAAUAGAACCGGAUUGGAUCUCGUCAUCAUUACCGCUGGUACGGGCCACUUUCGGGUGGAUAAGAAGUGGCUGCGGAUGACGACUGAGAGAAUGAUCGAUAAUGGUAUCGGUCUCGAUCUGGUUUGUUUGACGAAGAUGCCCCUGCACUCCGUUCCUCUAUUCCAUUUCAGGAGUCAAAUACCUGAUCCGACCGCGGAGUCUGCGUCCCACCUGCGCUCGGGCAGGAGGGCUGGCUACAAAGGAGCAGCCUCUUCCUCGUUCUCUCAAUUCGCCGGUAGCAGCGCCCCGCACGGAGCAAAGCCUAGCUCUGGACCUCCUGAUCCGCUCUACUACGACUCGGUCAAGACACCUCGAGGUAUUCACUCCGCCCCCGAGGCACUUCAGAUGGAAUUCUACUCUAUACCACACUGGAUCGAUGCCUCGUUCUACAACUUGCAGCAAGACAAGCCUUUCAGAAGGGAUCGAUUCGUCCCUCGAGUGAAGAUGCAAGAGAUUCAACAGAUCGGGUAUAUGGAGAAUGAAAUUAGCGACAUCUCUCUGCCGUAUUUAGACCUGAGGAUGAUUGCUGGCGAUCCAACAUACCCCAGUGCUGGCUUCUCGCUGCCCAGAUCACUGCCACCAGGCGGAGGCAGCUCUGGAGGAGCUCACACUGUGCGCAGCAGUAGUUCCAAUCUCCUCGACAAGCUGACAUCGCGAGAGCAGAGGCGAGCAUUGAGAGAGCGCUUCGACCGAGAGACCUUUCGAGAUCUGGAGAAUGCGUCCACGCACGCCAGGAACAGAUCGCUCCUUGCGUCGGGCGCCGGGAAUAGAAGCAUGAUGAGUGUAGCCGCUGCCUCUGGCUGGCUGCCGGGCAGCUAUGAAGAGAGAGAAGCAAUUGCAGCGGCGAUCACAACGGAAAAGGCUGCUGCUGGCGCUACUGCGCUUCCAAAGGCUCAGAGACAUAGCCGUCCCGGGAGAGAUUCUAUGCUGGGCAGACCGACCUUGGAGUCACAUGCUGAGGACGACGGAGUGACACUUGCCGACGAAGCUCAUCAGGUCCAUGACUCGAAUCGGAACUCACUGGUGGAAUCCCCUCGUGCGAGAUUGCGACUCCAUGAUUCGCCAAUCUCGAGUCCCUCGGUCAGGGAAAGAAGCCGCUACUUCUCCAUGGCAUCAUCUAUCAGCGGUGACUUCUCUGACUUCACUUCGUCUCGUCCGGCCUCCUUACGAAGCGUUGCGACGAUGAAUCGCAGUCUUCGGCCAGGGCAGCAGCCUGGAAAAGCUGAAGCGCUGGUCGCUCCCACACAGUAUGCUGAUAUGAUAGACGAACUGCCCUCGCCGGAAGAGGAGGAAAAACCAAAGAUUAUUGCUAUCAAUGAUCCAAAGAAGGCCAGACAGCAGAAGGGCUACAAAUGGUUGUGGUCCUCGCUCAAAGGAGGCAGGUCCCCAAGCAUCGGCUCGCCCUCGUCCCGCGAACUUAUCAAGUCAGAGAAUGGUGAGGGGACCUAUGACGAGGCUUCUUCGCAAGCGGGGCCAUCGCUCGCGUCGUUAAGGAUCAAAGCCAUUCUGAAGAACUCACCCAGUCGUCGCAAUCUACUUGAGGACGUUUCAAAGGACCAAGAGAGGGAGACGGGCGGGCCGCGUCCCGUGCCGAUCACCUCAACCUCGGCCGGAUCCAGCUCAACAAAGACGUCUCCACGGCCAGGCGGCGAGGCAGGCUCAAGUAGAGCUCGUUUGACCAACGCAGAUGCGGAGAUCAAUCGCGAGCAAGAAGCCUAUGAGCAAGCUCUCGACGAGGAAGAGGCUCGGGCAAGGUACGCCCAGCGAGCCCAAAUUGAGAAGCAGACCCUGGUGAACCCUUCCAACCCUCGGAAGAGCUUGAUGAACACCAGCGUAGUCUCUACUCAACUGCAGCGCUGGCAACAUCUGUUCCCUCGUCGGCUCAACCGACACUCGAUCAAAUGGAAGAGUAUCACUACUCCGGCUUGUCUGCCGUUGACAACACACUAUCUUCCCACCGAGCAAGAGCUGCACGAGCAGUGGGCCGAAUACCCCCACACACUAUCGGUAUCGUCUGACUUGUCAAGCUUCCUCGUCAAGCGAUCACAGAAUCAAGCGCCAGCGCUAGCAGUCCUUCGAGAAUUGACUUCCCAGCGGCUCGCCCAAGGCUUCCAAUUCAUUGUACCGCUGAAGAAGGAGCAGAAUGCAGCAGCUACAUCUCGCAGUACUGCCCUGUCCUCCCGGAGAUUUGCGAGCAACCCAGGGCGGAGCAACUUCAGCUUGCACAAUCCCUCUGAGCUCUUCCAACCUGGCACACUCACCUCUGGUAACCCGAUCUUGCUGGGAAUGUCGAAUCAAAUCCACAGAAUUUCGUACGAUCGAGCGGCCAGUGCCAUCAACGUCGAGCGGUACAUCCGCAAGAUGCCCUACGACACUUCGCCACUGGCAUACACUUGUUGCAUUUGGCCCCGCAAUCUACCAGGCUACCAACGAGUAAACACCACAUUCAAGUACCCCGAGUUUGGGACGUACGACUGGACAUAUCUGGACUCACUCGUCGCUGGACACGCCGAAGAGGACAAAUUCAGCGAUGACCUGAGAUACUGGCGAACGCGAUUUGUCAUCGUUCCUGCUGAAGGGCCGCUACCUCCGAUGAAUGCUGCUACUGGUGAGCCUCUGGACGAGGAAGAGACCAGGCUGGCUGGUAUGGACAGACUUGCGGAUCAAUUCGCUCGGAACCGAUGGAAGGGGAGGGGGGCCGGUAGCGAUAGCACCGGUAGAGCGCGGGUCGCUGCUCUUCUUCGCUUUAUUCCUACAAGCUUGGACCCUUCGGCGAGCAUGUGGGAUGACAAAUUCAUGAAGCAAAUGGAAGCAGCCAUUGUCGAAGACGAGGAGGUCGAGCAGGCUGUGCAAGCGCAGAAGGCUUCGAGCCGUGCCGUCAAGAAGCAUAUCAAAGACGUCGCUCUGGACAGCAUAGCUGUCAACAUGGCAAACGAGAAGCACGGUCUCAAAAUCGAAGAUCGACUAUGGAAUCGCAAGCUUUACACUGCUACGUUCACCGGCACGGACUUUACUACGUGGCUUUCGUGCGAGUACGCAGAUGUACGAAAUCGUGACGAGGCAGUGGAAUGGGGCGAUAAGCUAAUGAAGGCAGGGCUGUUCAAGCACGUCCAUGCAGCUCACGGAUUCCUCGAUGGACACUACUUCUACAGACUCAAAGACGAGUAUGCUACCAAGGCACUUGGAAAGAAGAGGGUCGCUGCUCAGAGCAAGACUGGAGAUGUCUCUGAAGGCAUCGUUCGGAGUGCGUCUAUCACCAAGGAUCCGACUAGCAGCAGCGCUCCUCGUCGAAGGAUGAAGAUGUCUCGCUCGCUCAUCAUCGACGUCGACCCCUCUCGCAAAUCUGAUCGCGCAGAGACUGCCUUCUUGCAUUACGACAUCGCCCACAACCCAGCCAAUGGCUUCAAUGCCCAACUACAAUGGCUCGGCACCACUGCCCGCUUCAUCGAGGACACUGUCCAGAACUGGACACGCAUCGUAGAGCGGUACGGUCUUCGUCUCAUCGAAGCUCCGAUCGGGCAGAUUUGCGAUGUGAGCAAGCACAACCCCUUCCAAGCGCCCAUCCAGAUCCACCUCUCCCUCGAUCCCCCACCGACUUCAAGCUACGUCAGUUUCCUACCCCCACACGUCAACCCAAGCGAAUACUUCGAGUGGGCUCUACUGAGGCGCUUUGGCUUUGUGCUGGACCAAGAGGCGUCAGAUCGCUACCCCUCGGGCGUUGAGAUCAUCUACCAGUCCAGGCCGAGUCGAUUUGACUACUCGCAAUUUGUACACAGGAGCGGAGUGGCUUUUGUGCAGGUGGUGGGAGGAGCCGAGGGUUUCCUCUGGCUUAACAAUCGACUCUUUAACUCCCAUCACCUUGCGGGGGGUGCAGGUGGUGGGAAUGGGGGUGCAUCGGGAGGCAAUGGUAGAGCAGGCGCUGUCGGCGUGGAAGCAGGCAGAGGAGGGAGGUACGCCCAGGGCGGGCCAGUCGGGAGGGGUUUCCCAACUCGAGGUGGCGGCGGCGGUAACGGUGGUAAUGGCGGACGAGCCGGUCUCGGCCUCGGCCCAGGCGCGCAACCGCACGAAGGCAGCGACGAGCACGCCUCCUCUGUCCUUCCAGACCCAGAUCGCACACGUAGGGAAUUCGAGGCCUUUUGUGCCGAGCCUGCUGCCCUGCAGACCUUCUAUGCCGAAGUGAUGGCUACACUUCAGGCUGGGGCGGGGGCGGGGCCUGGUGCAGGGGCGGCUGCUACAGCACCUGCAGGAGGGGAGGUGGGUCCGACCGUGUAGAGGCGGUGCUCGCAGGAGGGGGAUGUCAGCGCGAGGGAGGUCAGAAGCGGUUGUGACAAGGGUUUUCGUCACGUAGACACUGAUGUAAAUGUAACUGUAAUGCAAAAAGAAGG
Molecule: messenger RNA, 5979 nt
Organism: Microstroma glucosiphilum
Lineage: Eukaryota; Fungi; Basidiomycota; Exobasidiomycetes; Microstromatales; Microstromataceae
Exons: 1
Coding region: 344-5866 (1840 amino acids)
Biological process (GO): intracellular signal transduction; negative regulation of TORC1 signaling; positive regulation of autophagy
Cellular component (GO): GATOR1 complex
Molecular function (GO): GTPase activator activity
Source: RefSeq, a predicted model, not a curated record